Calidris pugnax (ruff) is the source of this 1929-nucleotide messenger RNA. RefSeq names its product chromosome unknown open reading frame, human C14orf105 (gene CCDC198). The transcript has 6 exons. The coding region runs from base 104 to 988 and encodes 294 amino acids. Lineage: Eukaryota; Metazoa; Chordata; Aves; Charadriiformes; Scolopacidae. The record is from RefSeq and is a predicted model, not a curated record.
UCCUGGGGCCCCAUGGUUGCUCACAAAGAUCCCUCCACAUUCAGGGAGGACGGUGCAUGAGGGGGGUUUUUUCCAUCUCCUUUCAAAGCCACCGCUCUGCAAUAUGGGCCUGAGCUCUUCCAAGGCGCACCCCAAGGUGACCAAGGUGGCACCCAUGCGUCCCAGGGAGGACCUGCCUGCUCUCACCACCCCAUAUGGGCUCCCCAGUGUGCCAGGACAGCCCAGCCUGCACCCACCGGCCACCAUGGAGUGGGGAAACCCCACCUUUCACCAGCAACUUCCACCUCUCCGGGAGACCUGGUACGGGAGAGCCUCUGCAGGGCCCCUUUCUUUCAACACCGUGCCAGAAAAGGGAGAAACCAGCAUCAUUAAACAGCACCCGCCUCGAAGACCUCAAAGGCUUGAACCUGCUGGCCCUUCGCAAGCAAUCACUCCUGCAGAGCCCUGGAGUCAGCAAGAGGUGGCUACAAGCCCCAAAACGAAGGCUCUGGAGAAGAGGGGGCAAAGCCUGAGACACCUCCCUGGCAGGCGGCAGCACUUGCACAAGCUGCAGAUGCUGGACUUGACCCGCAGGCGCCGAGAGGCAGAGCUGAAGCGAAAUCUCCACAGGGAGGCAAAAAUCAAUAAACAAAAAAUCAAGGAAUUCAGCCCAAAGAAAGUCCUUGACACACUCCAGAGAGGCGACAGCGCCGAAAGCCGAGACCUCGUCCCUGCUGAGCACAAUCAGCGUUUUCAUGGAGAUGACUGUGGAAACCCAUGGGGUGAAGGACUCUCCAGGCAGCAUGAUGAGGCUGAACUUUCUCCAGGCAGAAGAGGGAAGGUGGACCUGUGGUUCUGCAGGGAGCCGCAGACGAGGGAUCUGUUCUGGGACACUUCCAGCUCUGAGGAGUGGGAAAGGGAGGAGAGGAUCUACCGCAAACCUACGCUUGUGAGAACAAAGACAGAGAGAGUUUCUCUCUUCGAUGACUUCUUUGAUAAGGAUUUCUAGUGGCAUGGCUUGGGGUGAGAGGGACGUGCUGAAGGAGCAAGCCACAGCUCUGGUGGGGCUGAACCUCCCCCUGGAUGGAUGGACCACGGGUGGAGACACGAUGUUCGCAGUAAGCACACUUCUGGGAGCACAGGCUGGUGGAAAGGACAGCUGGAAAUGAGGAGAUCACUGGUGUGGAGUGAAUAAUGACUGUCUGGGUUGUGUGGCUGAACCAAAAUAUCUGGGGAAAAAAAUGGCUUGGGCAGAGCAACAACGAAGUGGGGGUAGAGGGAAGAGGAGGAGGCUGGCAAAAUAACCAAGCAGAAGCUGGAAAAUAUUCUGAGUUAACCCCAACUAUUAAGUUCCAACAGAAAUGAAAUGUUUUGCUUGCCUCUGGGUUACGCAACCUUUCUGUUUAACUUGUUUUCAACCUUAUAUCCUUGUCUAAACCACAAAACCCCAGUUCAAAAUGCAAGGUAAAAUGAUUCAUUUAGGAAUUCUUUAAAACAAAUAUUCUGUCCUUUCUAAAAUUCCUUUUUGACCUUUUUUUGGAAUUCCCUCUCCUUCCUUCCCCCGGACACAGUAAUACACAUACUUUCUCCAGUACUAACCUCCAAUUUUAUGGAUGAACUUCUGAAAAAGCUGGCUUUUGUUCACUUACUUCCUCUGCUCAGGGUUCAGCGCUGUGCAGUGAGUGGUAGAAACUGAGGGAUCUCCAGCAUCUCCUGCAGGCACAGACCCCAGUGGUGUUGGUCAAGACUGUUGCAUCCGCCAAGAUUUUGAACAAGCUGCCCUGUUGCAACCUGACGUUUCCAAGUAUAUUGAAAAAAGAUUGUUAUAUGAAGUAUAUCAGGCCUAUCAAAGAGAUCCUUGCAGUUCCCAUCUCUCCUAAAGUGUAUUUUUUUCCCAUAAAAUUAUCUAUUUUCCUUAUAAAACCAUUUGUUAUCUGAGAGAAAACUUCA